AUGUUUAAGUUGACCACUUCUAUUGUGCUACUAUUUUUAACAUUAUGUUUGUUAGAAUCCGCAGACAGCAAAAAAAACACAUUUGCGAUCCAAUGGCCUGUAGGUGUAUGCAGGGGUGCCAACAAACCAACAUCGAAAUGCAACAUCCCUAAAAUAAACACCUGGACAAUCCAUGGCUUGUGGCCUUCGACAAGGAAAACCCCAUUUAAUAUCGAUCCUUUAUUAUCAAUACGCAAAAAAUUGGACGCCCUUUGGCCUGAUGUCACAAGCAACAAUAAUCCUAGAUUUUGGUCGCACGAAUGGGUAAACCACGGCGUUUACUACAAUCAUAUGUUGGAAUACUUUAAGAAGAACCUAAAGCUGAUCGAGGACUAUCAACUUUUCCAGAUACUUCAGAGAGGCGGUAUCACCCCAAGCAACACCAAAACCUACACUCUUGCGCAGGUGAACAAAGCAGUUUUUCGCAAGGUGGACAAAAAAGUCAAUGUUAGGUGCGCAGACAACAAUAACAAGCUUUUGCAGGAAAUCAGGAUUUGCUUGGACGACCAGUAUACAGCCACUGUUGAUUGUGAUGGCACAUCCAACUGCAAUCCAGAUAAGCUGACCACUUUUAUCCUGUACUUGGUAUUAACCUUAUGUCUGUUAGAAACCUCCUAUGGUCAAAACACGUUCGCAAUCCAGUGGCCUGUGGGGGUGUGCAAGAGUGCAAACAAACAAACAUCGCAAUGCAACAUCCCUAGAAGAAACACGUGGACGAUUCACGGCCUGUGGCCACCAGUGACGAAAACCCCAACGUCAGUCGCAUUUAGCGUCAACCCGUUAGCAACAAUAAGAGCUCAAUUGAACGCUCUCUGGCCCGAUGUUACCGGAAACAAAAACCCCGGAUUUUGGUCGCACGAGUGGGGAAAACACGGCGUUUACUACCAAUUCAAAACCCAGAAUCAACUUCUGGAAUUCUUCACGACGAACCUAAACCUGAUCAACGGCUAUCAGCUUUAUACGGUACUGCAACGAGGUGGCAUCACCCCUAGCAACACCAAAACCUACACUCUUGCGCAGGUGAACAGCGCAGUUUCCGGUGCCGUUCGCGCAAAUGUCAAUGUGAGGUGCGCAAACAACAAUUUAAAUGUUUUGCAGGAAAUAAGGGUUUGCUUUGAUGCCCAGUAUACGACUACCGUUAAUUGUGGAGGAAAAUCCAACUGCGGAGCUCAGGUUUAUUAUUACGCCAGUUAAAGUUUUUGAACAUCAGUAAAUAUUAUGCUAUUACCAUAGUAAAAUAAAUAAGAUCAACAAUCAGUAAAAAACUUAAAAUUUUACUGAUUACUUACUACUGAUUCAUUUUAAAAGAGUAUGCUUUCAGAAGUUUAGAGUUUAUUAGCGCGAAGAGUCUUCACUGAAGACAAUUUUAUUGUUAACAACACUUUAAAAAAUUAAAAAGUUCAAAAAAAUUUAGGUUUUCUUGUAAAAAAUAAAUUU
Molecule: messenger RNA, 1476 nt
Organism: Brassicogethes aeneus
Lineage: Eukaryota; Metazoa; Arthropoda; Insecta; Coleoptera; Nitidulidae
Source: the annotation of a GenBank genome assembly